GGACGAUGGGAGGGAGGGGGUAGGGUGGGCGCAUAUAACCCGGCUCCGCAUGCGGAGCUCAGCUCCUCCUGCCACCGCUGCCCGUGUUGGAAGUGAAGCGAAGAGGUGAAGUGAAGAGUUGAAGAGGGAGUGUUACCUCUGCACCAUGAAGAUCCUCCUGCUCGCCAUCGCCAUCAUCCAUGUGGCGGCGCUGGUCCUGCUCUUCAUCGCCACCAUAGACAACGCCUGGUGGUACAACAAUGUUGUGAACGUCACGAGCCAGAGUGUGGACCUGUGGAAGAAGUGCACCUACGUUGGAACCCAAUGGACCUGCGAAUCGAACGGGCACAAUGUUCCUCUCUCAGACUGGAUACAGGCCGUGCAGGCAUUCAUGAUCCUGUCCGUGAUCUUCUGCUCUGCGUCACUCAUCAUCUUCACGGCGCAGCUCUUCCGCCUCGAGAAGGGUGGCAUGUUCCACUUCACGGGGGCUUUCCAGCUGCUCGCCUGUCUGUGCGUGAUGGUGGCCGCCUCUAUGUAUGCGGCGCAGUUCAACUACAACAGCAACGGCGGGUACGGCUACUGCUUCAUCCUCGCCUGGAUCGCGUUCCCGCUCACGCUCAUCAGCGGCGUCCUCUACUGCAUCCUGCGCAAGAAGUGAUGGUCCCCACCCCCUCGCCCAGCACGGUCGCAGGGCACGGCGCCCCCCCUCCGCACGGCAGCUCCUCCUCCCGAUCCUCGGGGCCCACACGGCCCACACGGCCCUCGGGGCCCACACAUAGGAACGCCACUCUCACCCUGGGAAUCAGAUUUAAAAAUCACGGGGGAAUUUUAUAAUAGUCAGAAAAUUGUCUGGAAUGUUAUUUGCUCGUCGGGUUUUGGUAACGUAGCAUAGAUGUUUAAUUGUAAGACCCCCAGCUCUGUAGCUUUUACAACGUGUACUCAUCUUGCCCCCUCCCCACUUCGUCCCCCGUAAUCGCCAUGCCCUCCCCCCAACCCCGUAAUCAUCAUGCCCCCCCCCCCACCGUAGUGAUGGUGCCUGUGCCCAUGUGCCUUCGCCUCGUGUCCCACUCUCCAGUCGCCACGUGCCGCGUCCGAUUGCUGCGACGUGGCCAACUCUCAUGGCGAGUGGCAGCCACUCCACCGCGAGGGACGCAGGCUGUGUUCAGCAGAACGCACUACGCGUGACUCUCGCUCCAGCCGUAAAUAUGCGGGGAUUCACCUCCACAUAUCUGUGUCUCUGCACAUAAAUAAACGUAUAUUUUGUACACACCUCAUCAACCAUACACGGUCUUCUGGGAGUGCAUCAUUUCAGCAGCUCUGGUUUACAACAAGCAAGAACUCUGGACCGGUUUCGACAUGCAGUGUCUCAUCAACAGAGUCAGGCUUUGCUUGAACCAAUGCUGGUGAACUGCCAGAUGUUUAGAGGCAAGGACCCUGUCUGUUCGAUAUAGAAUUGCAAAACUAUAUCAAUCACAGCGAACAAUCAGGAUGCGCGUGUUAGCAGGUGGCGUGCGUUGCGCGUGUAAGGAGGGAGGGUGGAAUGGUAUUUUGUAUAAAACCUAUGACUUGCCUCA
This is a messenger RNA of Petromyzon marinus (sea lamprey), 1553 nucleotides long. RefSeq names its product peripheral myelin protein 22-like. Lineage: Eukaryota; Metazoa; Chordata; Hyperoartia; Petromyzontiformes; Petromyzontidae. The record is from RefSeq and is a predicted model, not a curated record. Gene Ontology annotation, cellular component: plasma membrane.